Molecule: messenger RNA, 4741 nt
Organism: Malaclemys terrapin pileata
Lineage: Eukaryota; Metazoa; Chordata; Testudines; Emydidae
Gene: AGAP3
Product: ArfGAP with GTPase domain, ankyrin repeat and PH domain 3
Exons: 18
Coding region: 108-3341 (1077 amino acids)
Biological process (GO): proteasome-mediated ubiquitin-dependent protein catabolic process
Cellular component (GO): nucleus
Molecular function (GO): protein binding; GTPase activity; GTPase activator activity
Source: RefSeq, a predicted model, not a curated record
GCGAAGGUGCACGGAGCCGGAGCGCUGGGGCGGCUGACAGUCUGCGCUGCCCCGGCCGGGCCGGGGCGCGUCUGGGGCAUGGGGCAGGGAGAGCCCAGCAGCUGACCAUGGCUGAGGGCUGGCCGUGGAGCUCCCGGCCCGGGGCUGCGUGCCCCCGCAGGGCCGUGAGCAUGUGCGAGUCGCUGGACCUGCGGGGCGACCCGGCGGUGCAGGCUGCCCUCACGGCCGCCCAGCAGCAGAAGAGACGUCCCAAGAGCCUGUGCUCGGUGGGCAACGGGCUAGGCCCUGGCGCCCUGCUGCUCCCAGCGCCCCCCGCCAGAGCCCGCAGCGGCUUGCUGGACUUCUUCAGGCUGCGGCCUCCCCGCCGGCGGGAGGAGGGGGGCUUGGCUCAUGGGGCAGAUGGGGCGCAGCGCCUGCGCCCAGCCAGCAUGACCUGCCUGCCCUCGGGGCGGCAACCGCCCGCUGCCGAGGCCUCGGGCUUCCUGCGGGGCAGCUCCCUGUGGGGCAGUGGGCGCUGGAACAUCUUCCGGGGCAGCGGCCGCAGCAGCGCCAGCCCCAGGAGGAACUUCAGCUCCCUGCGCAAGAGCUUCAGCUUCCGCCUGCGGCGCGGCCAGGAGCUGCGGCGCUCGGAGUCAGGGGGGCUGCUGCGCCCGCCGCGCCUCCGCACCAAGAGCGAGGGCGACGCCAGCUCCCUUCACACCUGCCCCAGCAAGCGGGACCUGCUGUACCCGGAGCUGGGGCGAGCCGGCGGGAAGCCGUGCUCAGGCUCCGGCCAGUCCGGCAGCCUCUGGAAACUCCUCACCAGCCGCUUCCGCAGGCGGGACCGGGGCAGUGCCGCUCCCCAGGAGCCCCCCCGAGGCACUGAGCCCCUCCUUGUGGCCGUGGGGGGCAGCCCGCUGCGAGCAUUGGAUUCGUUUGUGAACAGCCAGGAAUGGACCCUGAGCCGCUCGGUGCCUGAGCUCAAAGUGGGCAUCGUGGGGAACCUGUCCAGCGGCAAGUCAGCCUUGGUGCAUCGCUACCUGACUGGCACGUACGUGCAGGAGGAGUCCCCAGAAGGUGGCCGGUUUAAGAAGGAGAUCGUAGUGGAUGGUCAGAGUUACCUGUUGCUGAUUCGAGAUGAAGGGGGCCCCCCCGAGCUCCAGUUUGCCGCCUGGGUGGACGCCGUGGUGUUUGUCUUCAGCCUGGAGGACGAGAUCAGCUUCCAGACGGUCUAUAACUACUACCUGCGGCUCUGCAGUUACCGCAGCACGGCCGAGGUGCCCAUGGUCCUGGUGGGGACGCAAGACGCUAUCAGUGCCACCAAUCCCCGUGUCAUCGAUGACUCUCGGGCCCGCAAACUCUCCAAUGAUUUGAAGCGCUGCACGUACUACGAGACCUGUGCCACCUACGGCCUGAAUGUCGAGAGAGUCUUCCAGGAUGUGGCUCAGAAGGUGGUGGCCCUGCGGAAGAAGCAGCAGCUCUCCAUAGGGCCCUGCAAGUCCCUGCCCAAUUCACCCAGCCACUCGUCUGUCUCCGCUGCCUCUAUUCCUUCUGUGCACAUCAACCAGGCCACCAACGGCAGCGGCGCCUUUAGCGACUACUCCUCCUCCGUGCCCUCCACCCCCAGCAUCAGCCAGCGGGAGCUGCGCAUCGAGACCAUCGCUGCCUCCAAUACGCCCACCCCCAUCCGCAAGCAGUCCAAGCGGCGCUCCAACAUCUUCACGUCUCGAAAGGGCGCAGACCCGGAGCGGGAGAAGAAGGUGCCGGAGUGCAAGGCGGACAGUAUCGGCAGCGGGCGAGCCAUUCCCAUUAAGCAGGGCAUUCUCCUGAAGCGCAGUGGCAAGUCCCUCAACAAGGAGUGGAAGAAGAAGUAUGUGACGCUGUGCGAUAACGGAGUCCUCACCUACCACCCCAGCCUGCACGAUUACAUGCAGAACGUCCAUGGCAAGGAAAUAGAUCUGCUGAGAACAACAGUGAAGGUGCCGGGCAAGCGGCUCCCCAGAGCGACGACGGCGACAGCCCCCAGCGCCAGUCCCAAAACCAACGGGCUUGCCAAGGAGCGGAGCAGCAUGCAGUUCCCAGGAGGCCCAGGUGCCCCCCACUCGACCAGCAGCACCUCCCUGCACUCCGAACGCUCCAUCAACUUGGUGGGCUUCAGCUCGAAGCCAGACGGCAUGCACCAGCGCUCCUACUCCGUCUCCAGCGCAGACCAGUGGAGCGAGGCUGUGGUGAUCCCCAGCAGCUGCCCCAACCCCCCUAAUGGCACCGCAGAUGCUCUCAGCUCCAGCCCAAACAUGUCCAACGCUGCGAGCCCGAAGCUGGAGCCGCCUCCAUCCCCUCAUGCAAACAGGAAGAAACACCGCAGGAAAAAGAGCACAGGGACAGCCCGCCCUGACGGCCCCAGCACAGCAGCAGAAGAACAAGACGAGUCGUUCGAGUUCAUCAUCGUGUCACUGACGGGCCAGACCUGGCUUUUUGAGGCCUCGACGUCCGAGGAGCGGGAGCUGUGGGUUCAGGCCAUCGAGAGCCAGAUCUUGGCCAGCCUCCAGGGCUGUGAGAGCAGCAAGAACAAGGCUCGGCUAGGCAGCCAGAGCGACGCACUGGCCCUGCAGACGGUCCGCACUGCACGUGGGAACAGCUUCUGCGUGGACUGCGACGCACCCAACCCUGACUGGGCGAGUCUGAACCUGGGCUCCCUCAUGUGCAUCGAGUGCUCUGGGAUCCACCGUAACCUGGGCACCCACCUGUCCCGGGUGCGCUCCCUGGACCUGGACGACUGGCCUGGCGAGCUCAUCAUGGUCAUGACGGCCAUCGGCAACGCGCUGGCCAACGCUGUCUGGGAAGGGGCGGUGGAGGGCUAUCAGAAGCCGGGCCCCGAGAACAGCAGGGAGGAGAAGGAGCGUUGGAUCCGGGCCAAGUAUGAGCAGAAGCUGUUCCUGGCUGCGCUGCCGCACUCGGACGUGCCCCUGGGGCAGCAGCUGCUGCGGGCCGUGGUGGAGGACGACGUGCGCCUGGUGGUGAUGCUGCUGGCCCACGGCACCAAGGAGGAGGUGAACGAGACGUACGGGGACGGGGAUGGGCGCACGGCGCUGCACCUCUCCAGCGCCAUGGCCAAUGUUGUCUUCACGCAGCUGCUCAUAUGGUAUGGGGUGGACGUGAAGAGCCGGGACGCCCGUGGCCUAACGCCCCUGGCCUAUGCCCGGCGAGCUGGCAGCCAGGAGUGCGUCGACAUUCUCCUGCAGCAUGGAUGCCCGAGCGACAGCUCCGUCAGCACGCUGACCCCCAGCCUGCCCCGUCGCAACACCAAUAACUCCUGCUCGGCGUCCCCGGCCGAGCUGGGCUCCAGCCCCAGUGUCCUCUAGCCACCCUGCCGGGCCGGCCUCCCGCUCAGAGCCGCGAGACCGUGGGGGGCUCCCGGCCCCACCAGACACUGCUGCUGGUGCGGGGACCCACUCUCCCUGCCUUGCCGGGGAUCUCACAGGAGCACUGGGCCUGGCACGGUGCACCCUGUGGCCGACGACACCCCAGCUGAAUUGCUCCACGUGCAGAGCUGCCCUCACAGGAGAAGGGGCUCCCCUGCCUUGCACCCCCACCCUGUAUGGGGAGGCAGUUCCUAUGCACCCCCCUGCCCGGUACAGAGAGACAGUCCCUCUGUGCCCCCCCCCCCCCCGCCCGAUACAGAGAGACAUUUCCUGUGUGCCCACCCCAGUACAGAGAGACAGUCCCUGUGUGCCGUUCCCCCCCUCCCCCCCCCGGUACAGAGAGACAUUGUCGUCGUCCCCGGUACAGAGAGACAGUCCCUGUGUGUGCCCCCCCACCCGGUACAGAGAGACAUUUCCUGUGUGCCCCCCCCGGUACAGAGAGACAGUCCCUGUGUGCCUCCUCCGUACAUAGAGACAGUCCCUGUGUGCCUCCUCCGUACAUAGAGACAGUCCCUGUGUGCCCCCCCCCCCCCAGAGAGAGACAUUUCCUGUGUGUGUGUCCGUCUGUCCCAUCCCGUUCCCCCCACACACACACAGACAUUUCCUGUGUGCCCCCCCGGUACAGAGAGACAUUUCCUGUGCACCGCUGCGCUCCUCAUCCGGUACAGAGAGAGAGUUCCUGUCUGCCCCCACUGCCCCCCAAUCUCCCGGUACAGAGAGACAGUCCCUGUGUGCCUCCCCCCCCCGGUAUAGAGAGUCCCAUACAGACAGUCCCUGUGUGCCCCCACCCCCACCCCGUCUGUAUGUGGAGGCAGUUCCCGUUCACCCUCCUGCCCCCCCCCGGGUGCCAGGCUCGGGGCUGCGGGCAUGCUGGCUGGCAUCACUGUAGGACAGCGCCCAGCUCCGUGCUUCAGCCUUGCUGCUUCCUCUGCCUGCAACUGCAAAGGAAUCGCCCUCCUGGGCAUCCGCGGCCCCUCGCUUGCAAGCAGGAGAGGAGAGGGACUGACCUACUCUGGGACCCUCCUGGCUGUGUCUGUUCCCCUGGAGACUCCCUGGCCUUCCCCACGGCUCCGUGCCCAGCUCCUGCUGCCCUGCCAGGGGGCUGGCCUCCGGCUGAGCCUGGGGAGGGGAGACGGGUUCUCUGGCGGCCUGGCCCAAGCCCGCACCACGUGCUGGGCCCGCAGGCUUGGGACACUGCUUCUGGGGCGGCUCCGCCGCGCAUGUAUAAAAUGUACAUUGGAAAUAUUUAUAUGGACGCGCUGUAAAUACUGUUUCUUUGCCCUGUGUGUGUGAACUGCAGCCCAGGAGAUAACGGCCAAUAAAGCUCCUUCCUCCUGCCA